Messenger RNA from Planococcus citri (citrus mealybug), 2893 nucleotides. RefSeq names its product amontillado (gene amon). Gene Ontology annotation, cellular component: neuron projection; membrane. Lineage: Eukaryota; Metazoa; Arthropoda; Insecta; Hemiptera; Pseudococcidae. Gene Ontology annotation, biological process: peptide hormone processing. Gene Ontology annotation, molecular function: serine-type endopeptidase activity. The transcript is spliced from 13 exons. The record is from RefSeq and is a predicted model, not a curated record. The coding region runs from base 50 to 1969 and encodes 639 amino acids.
UCAAUAGUAAAGGCGCGUUCUUCCGUUCAGUUUUGGGUGAAUUAUCGUCAUGAAGAGAUGCCGUGGUCUAAAAUUCAGCGGCUUAUGGCUGCAGUUGAUAUAUAUCGCUGUAGCCAUAAAUUUUUUUCGGGAAUGUGAUGCAGACAUUUUCACCAAUUCGUUUUUGGUGAGACUUCACGGCAGCCCAGGUAAACAUGUGGCUGAUCAAGUCGCCAAAAGGAAUGGAUUUGAUAACCAUGGUCCUGUAUUGGGUUCAUCGAACGAAUUCCAUUUCAUACACCGUGCUUUACCCCAUGCACGGUCUAAAAGAAGCGUGCCACAUGUACGAAGACUCAAAGUCGACCCGUUGGUGGCGUUCGCUGUACAACAAACCGGAUUCAGGCGCGUUAAAAGAGGCUAUAAGCCUUUGAAAGUCGAAGCGCUAGUGCCUGGUAUCAAACCAGCAGAAGAUCCUACGGAUCCGUAUUUUCCAUUACAAUGGUAUUUGAAAAACACCGGCCAAAAUGGCGGAAAAGUUAAAUUAGAUUUAAACGUUGAAGCAGCCUGGGCGCAAGGCGUCACCGGCAAGAAUGUUACCACAGCUAUUAUGGACGAUGGUGUUGAUUAUAUGCACCCGGACUUGAAAUUUAAUUAUAAUGCAUUAGCAAGUUACGACUUCAGUAGUAAUGACCAAUUUCCAUAUCCAAGGUACACAGAUGACUGGUUUAAUAGUCACGGGACAAGAUGUGCGGGCGAGGUGGCAGCCGCCAGAGAUAAUGGUAUUUGCGGCGUCGGAGUAGCCUACGACUCGAAAGUGGCCGGUAUUAGAAUGUUAGAUCAACCAUACAUGACUGACUUGAUAGAAGCCAACUCGAUGGGACACGAGCCAAACUUAAUUGAUAUUUACAGCGCCUCUUGGGGCCCGACUGAUGAUGGUAAAACCGUAGAUGGCCCUAGAAAUGCUACAAUGAGAGCCAUCGUAAAGGGUGUUAACGAAGGACGUAAUGGUAAAGGUAACAUAUACGUUUGGGCGAGCGGAGACGGAGGCGAAGACGACGACUGUAAUUGCGACGGAUACGCUGCCAGUAUGUGGACCAUAUCCAUUAACAGUGCUAUUAACGACGGCCAAAACGCCCACUACGAUGAAAGUUGCUCGUCAACUUUGGCUUCAACUUUUAGCAACGGUGCCAAAGAUCCAAACACCGGCGUGGCAACUACGGAUUUAUAUGGGAAAUGUACGACUACGCAUUCAGGUACCAGUGCAGCAGCUCCUGAAGCAGCUGGUGUAUUCGCUUUAGCCUUAGAAGCCAAUCCUAAUUUAACGUGGAGAGAUGUACAGCAUUUGACGGUUUUGACAUCUAAACGAAAUUCCUUGUUCGAUGCGAAGAAUCGGUUUCAUUGGACAAUGAAUGGUGUCGGAUUGGAGUUUAAUCAUUUGUUCGGAUUUGGGGUAUUGGAUGCGGGCGCGAUGGUUGCCUUGGCCAAGCAGUGGAAAACAGUACCUCCGAGGUUUCAUUGCGAAGCCGGAUCUGUGAAAAAUAUUCAACCAUUUUCCAGUGAAAAUUCCUUAUUUCUCGAAAUCAAAACGGGCGCUUGUAAAAACACAGAAACCGAAGUUCGUUAUCUUGAACACGUUCAAGCGGUGAUAACGCUGAAUGCAACUCGCAGAGGAGAUAUCGAAUUGUAUCUAACGUCGCCGAUGAAAACGAGAUCGAUGAUAUUGAGCAAACGAGUGAACGACGACGACCAUAGAGAUGGUUUCAUGAGAUGGCCUUUUAUGACGACGCAUACGUGGGGUGAAUACCCUCAAGGAGUAUGGACUUUGGAGGUUAAAUUCAAUUCAAAAGUUCCACAAUCCGGAUUCUUUAAAGAAUGGACGUUGAUGCUUCACGGACCCAGAGAGCCGCCAUAUAACGAUCUUCCAGUUAGUGAUCCUCAUUCUAAACUAGCUAUUGUUAAAAAAGCGCACAAAGAUCAAAAUAAAAUGUAAAAUAUUAUUUUCGAUUUUCUUUUUGGUGAAAAUUUUCAAACAAAAAAAAAUGUUGGCUAAGAAAGAUAAAUAUUAUUGUUUUUUUGGUUUUAUGAAUUUUGAUUUUUUUCGUUGUGUGAACAGUUUUAUCUAUUUCGAGAUUUUAAUUUGUGAAUUCGUUAUUAUUUUCAUGAGAGAGUCGUAAGUACCUACCAUUUUUUUUCUAGUUAAUUUUACGAAACAUUAAAUACCGUUUGUUUUAUAUGUAUUUUUUUUCCUUCGGUUACUUGCGAUACUCUCAGUCCAUUUUCGGUACAAUAUUAAUUUUAAAAUUGAAAACAAAAGGCUUAGAUAUUGGAAAUUUUUUUGCUAAUUUCAAUUUUACCUCUGUAACUGUCUGUAAAAGUGUUGAAUUUUCAUAAAUAUAUAUUUCUCGUACCGUUAUAAAGUAUUACUCGUGUGUGCUGCGAUGCUGGUGCUGGUGCUGGUUUUCUUUUCUAAUCCGCUACUAAAAAAUGUGUAUCCACAUAUCAACUUGCGGUGUCGCCGAAUCUACGUACAUAUAUUAUUAUGGGACCAUUCAUUAAUACCUAUUUAGACCUUGUAGAUAACAACAAAGCGAUAUUGGGAAUACAAAGCAUAUGGUACGAAUUUCGAAAUUUACCUACCCACGUCUAGUCAAAAUUACCUACACUUUAGGGAAAAUUAAAAAUUUAUAUCUAGGUAUCUAACUACGUUCGUUAUGAGAAUUUUUAUUGAAAGCAACUUAGUUACCAUAUGAAAAUAUCUAACGUAUUUUAAACGGCACUCUCCGUAUGUCUGUGUAUAUAAUAUUGUACUUAAGAUUGUGGAACUAUAUAAAUGUUAUUAAAAUAUAGCCUUAUAUUUUGACACUUUAUUUUAGAUAUUUCAAUGUAUUUUACCAAUAAAUGUUAUCUACACAAA